Messenger RNA from Tachysurus fulvidraco (yellow catfish), 1542 nucleotides. RefSeq names its product endonuclease domain-containing 1 protein-like. The transcript has 3 exons. NCBI's taxonomy places the organism in Eukaryota, Metazoa, Chordata, Actinopteri, Siluriformes, Bagridae. The coding region runs from base 343 to 1218 and encodes 291 amino acids. Gene Ontology annotation, molecular function: metal ion binding; nucleic acid binding; hydrolase activity. The record is from RefSeq and is a predicted model, not a curated record.
GUUAUAAAAAGGCGAGUAUCUGAGACAGGAGAGCGAGAGACCAGCCGGUUCUUCUACAGAUAAAGGUCUCUGUACAAAGAUCUCCUCCUGUGAUCAUCUCACAUCUUCUACUGAACUCCAACAUCAAGUUAAAGCAGCUUGUGAUUUCUACCCUCCUGAGAUCAACUUCUCUCACACUCACUCAUCAAACUCUUCCUCAUCACACACUCCUGAUCACACACUCCUCACACACUCAUCACACUCAUCACGCACUCUUCACACACUUAUCAUCACACACUCCUGAUCACACACUCCUCACAUUCUUCCUCACACACUCCACACACUCCCCCACCGUGUGUCAGGAUGAAGCUCCUCUCACUGGUGCUCCUGCUCUCCUCUUUCUCCUCACUGACCGUGAUGGAGGUUGUUAAUUCUUUUAAUGAGUCAUGUAGUGACUUCUUCAUCCAUAAUGAAAAUGACAUCAUCAUCCCCACUAUCUUCCCUGGAUGUCAGUAUACCAUGAUUUGCCAGCGCUUGGAAAACAAAUCCAUGUUUGCCACCGUGUAUGACGCUGUGAGGAGGAUCCCUGUUUACUCGGCCUACACACUCUCAGGGAAAAAUGAGACUAACCUCAGCGAUGAGUGGAAAAUUGAACCACAGCUGGAAAAUAUUGAAGAAUAUAGAAACUUGACAGAGAUGAUUGUAUCCCCGAGUGAAGCAGGAAAGAUAUUUAACCAGGCCGUCGAUUCUGAUUAUAAAGGUACAGGGUUUACUAGAGGUCAAGUGUUUCCAUAUCAGUUUGCUGCUGAUCAGGAACAAGCAAAUUCCACCUUCACUUUAACUAAUGCAGCUCCACAAUACAAUGACAGCAAACAAAAAUGGGCCGAUCAAGUGGAGAAAGCGAUGCUUAAUGAAAUAAAACAAGACUGCAACCUCGACCAAAAUCACCGGGCGUACAUUGUGACCGGGGUCGUCCCAGGGAAGAACUGGAUAUCCAUAACAAGAGACGGAGAACAAUAUGAGGAAGGAAUUAACAUUCCCAGUCAUUUUUGGAGCGCUUACUGUUGUACCAAUAACAAACGACAACUCGUAGCAGGGGCCUACAUCACUAAGCAGGAGAGCUUUAAUCUCAGACGCCCCAACAUUCACCACCUGAAUACUGAGCUCACUAAACUGUAUAAUAAGAAGAUACGUUUUAAUGUGUUUCCAGGAAUAGACUGUAAAAAACGUAAAAAAUAAAGCUGAUUAAAUCUUAUGCAGCAAAAAACAAUGAAAAUUCUCUAUUAUCAAAAAAAUUAUUAUUUUUAAAUGUAGUAAUUUGAGGCCUUUAUUUACGUCUGCUUUCACACUCAGCCAGCGCACGUCACAGAGAACUGUACAGGAAGUCGACAUCUAGAUUACUGACAAUAACAUAUCAGUUCUAAUGAGGAAGCUAGGCUAGUGCGUUAUUAUGGUUAGUUAUGUGUGUGUGUGUGUGUGUGUGUGUGUGUGUGUGUGUGUGUGUGUGUGUGUGUGUGUGUGUGUGUGUGUGUGUGUGUGUGUGUGUGUGUGUGUGUGUGUGUG